Chanos chanos (milkfish) is the source of this 5443-nucleotide messenger RNA. RefSeq names its product kinesin family member 1Ab (gene kif1ab). The record is from RefSeq and is a predicted model, not a curated record. Bases 1 to 5364 code for a protein of 1787 amino acids. The transcript has 46 exons. Gene Ontology annotation, biological process: microtubule-based movement. Gene Ontology annotation, molecular function: ATP binding; microtubule binding; microtubule motor activity. Lineage: Eukaryota; Metazoa; Chordata; Actinopteri; Gonorynchiformes; Chanidae.
AUGGCGGGGGCUUCUGUGAAGGUGGCUGUGAGGGUUCGUCCCUUCAACUCCCGAGAAAUCGGAAAAGAGAGCAAGUGCAUCAUUCAGAUGUCAGGAAACACCACCACAAUCAUAAACCCCAAGCAGCCAAAAGAUAACAAGAGCUUCAAUUUUGACUACUCCUACUGGUCGCACACGUCGCCGGAGGAUGUAAAUUAUGCAUGUCAGAAGCAAGUGUACAAAGACAUUGGCGAGGAGAUGCUCCUUCAUGCAUUUGAAGGAUACAACGUCUGUAUCUUUGCCUACGGUCAGACUGGGGCUGGAAAGUCUUACACAAUGAUGGGCAAGCAGGAAAAAGACCAGCAGGGCAUAAUCCCACUGCUUUGCGAAGACCUCUUUACCAAGAUAAACGACAGCAAUAAUGAUAACAGCAUGUCAUAUUCAGUGGAGGUAAGCUACAUGGAGAUCUACUGUGAGCGUGUACGUGAUCUACUGAACCCCAAAAACAAAGGCAACCUUCGCGUGCGAGAGCAUCCCCUAAUGGGACCAUAUGUGGAGGACCUGUCCAAACUAGCCGUCACCUCCUACAAUGACAUUCAGGAUCUGAUGGAUUCUGGCAACAAAGCCAGGACUGUGGCUGCCACCAACAUGAACGAGACUAGUAGCCGCUCCCACGCAGUCUUCAACAUUAUCUUCACACAGAAACAUCAUGAUAGUGAAACAGAGAACACAUCUGAAAAGGUCAGCAAAAUCAGUCUGGUAGACUUGGCAGGAAGUGAGAGAGCUGAUUCCACUGGAGCUAAAGGCACCAGGCUGAAGGAAGGAGCAAAUAUAAAUAAAUCUUUGACCACACUGGGCAAAGUCAUCUCCGCUUUGGCUGAGAUGGACUCUGCGCCAAACAAGAACAAAAAGAAGAAGAAAGCAGAGAGCUUUAUUCCUUACAGAGACUCUGUUCUGACUUGGCUACUUAGAGAGAACCUUGGAGGGAACUCACGCACUGCCAUGGUGGCAGCCCUCAGUCCUGCUGAUAUAAACUACGAUGAGACUCUGAGCACUCUUAGAUAUGCUGAUCGCGCCAAACAGAUCCGCUGCAAUGCCGUCAUCAAUGAGGACCCCAACAACCGGUUGGUGAGGGAGCUCAAGGAGGAGGUGGCUCGACUGAAAGACCUGCUCUAUGCACAAGGUCUUGGAGACAUUAUCGAGAACUUAUCCAAUUACAAGAGUAAUGUGAAUAAUCUCCAGGCUGUCAAUCAAAGGGGUCAUUUCUCCACAGUGACCAAUGCCAUGACAGGGAUGAGUCCUUCGCCCUCCCUCUCUGCCCUCUCCAGUCGGGCUGGCUCCAUUAGCAGUCUGCAUGAUCGUAUCAUGUUCAGUCCUGGCAGUGAGGAGGCUAUUGAGAGACUUAAGGAAACUGAGAAAAUCAUUGCUGAGCUCAAUGAGACCUGGGAAGAGAAGCUUCGACGCACAGAAGCUAUUAGGAUGGAAAGGGAGGCAUUGUUGGCUGAGAUGGGUGUAGCCAUGAGGGAAGAUGGAGGCACAGUUGGAGUCUUUUCACCAAAGAAAACCCCUCACCUUGUUAACCUCAAUGAGGAUCCUCUUAUGUCUGAGUGCCUGCUAUACUACAUCAAAGACGGAAUUACAAAGGUUGGCCGUGAAGAUGCCAGCAGUCGGCAAGACAUUGUUCUCAGUGGUCACUUCAUCAAGGACGAACACUGUAUAUUCAGCAGUAGCAGUAACGCCUCAGGAGAGGGAGUGGUGGUACUGGAGCCUUGUGAGGGAGCUGAGACUUACGUCAAUGGCAAGAGAGUGACAGAACCUAUUGUUCUGAGAUCAGGGAACCGGAUCAUCAUGGGGAAGAGCCAUGUGUUCCGAUUUAAUGACCCAGAGCAGGCCCGUCAGGAACGUGAGCGAACCCCAUGUGCUGAGACACCUAUGGAGCCUGUUGACUGGGCCUUUGCCCAGAGAGAACUGUUGGAGAAACAAGGCAUUGAUAUGAAACAGGAAAUGGAGCAGAGGUUGCAGGAGCUUGAGGACCAAUACCGUAAAGAGAGAGAGGAGGCCAGUAACCUCCUGGAACAACAGAGAUUGGAUUAUGAGAGCAGGUUGGAGGCCCUUCAAAAGCAAGUCGACUCACGCUAUUAUCCAGAGACCACAGAGGAAGAGGAGGAACCAGAGGAGGAAGUGCCAUGGACCAAAAGAGAGACUGAGCUGGCACUGUGGGCUUUCCGCAAAUGGCGCUUCUACCAGUUUACGUCCCUGAGAGACUUACUCUGGGGCAAUGCCAUCUUCCUUAAGGAGGCCAAUGCUAUCAGUGUGGAGCUGAAGAAGAAGGUCCAGUUCCAGUUUGUGCUUCUGACAGACACACUCUAUUCUCCACUGCCCCCUGAUCUCCUGCCCCCCAGUGUGGCUAAAGACCGUGACAAGAGGCCUUUCCCUCGCACGAUUGUUGCUGUAGAAGUUCAGGACCAGAAGAAUGGAGCCACGCAUUACUGGACUCUGGAGAAACUGAGGCAGAGGCUGGAUUUAAUGAGAGAGAUGUACGACCGUGCAGCAGAGGUGCCCAGUAGCGCAGCUGAAGACUGUGACCACACAUUGACCGGUGGCGACCCCUUCUAUGACCGCUUCCCCUGGUUCCGUCUGGUGGGCAGCGCCCCCAUUCUCAACACAUGCAUGAGCGAGCGCAUGAGUGACCCCACCCCCUCCCCCACCCUCUCCGAUUCCGAGUCUGAGAUAACCGAGCUCGCAGAUGAGCGGCAUUAUGGGAAGGUGGAGGUGGAGGAGUUGGAGGAAUUGGAGGACCUGGACGAUGAGAUCUUUAUGGACGGCCUGGGCUCAGAGAUUGGGAGAGAGGAGGAGGAGGAUGGUGUGAGGGAGCACUGCCCAGGCACCAACGAAGGCCAGGACCCCUUUUACGACCGCUGGCCUCUGUUCAGUUUAGUGGGAAGGGCUUUUGUGUAUCUCAGUAACCUCCUCUACCCCGUGCCACUUGUGCACCGUGUAGCCAUUGUGAGUGAGAAGGGGGAGGUGAAAGGCUUCCUAAGAGUGGCAGUGCAGGCCAUUUCAGCUGAUGAGGAGGCACCUGACUAUGGGUCUGGUGUGAGACAGUCGGGAACAGCCAAGAUUUCUUUUGAGGACCAGCAGUUUGAGAAGUUCCAAACAGAGUCAUGCUCCGGUGGAAUGUCACACUCAAACACAUCUCAAGAGGAGUUACGUAUCGUAGAGGGAGAGGGACAAAACUCAGAUAUGUCUCUUUCAGCAGACGAGGUCAACAACAACACCUCUACCCCUGAAGUUCCCAGCAGUCCUCUGAAGGGUAAUCUAGAGUGCCCUCUGGAGGUAGCUCAGGAGAAGGCCCUGCAGCAUCUGAGGAUCGGCAGCGUUUUCACUUUCCGGGUGACAGUGCUUCAAGCCUCCAGCAUCUCUGCUGAGUAUGCAGACAUCUUCUGCCAGUUCAACUUCAUUCACCGCCAUGAUGAGGCUUUCUCCACAGAACCCCUGAAGAACACAGGCAGAGGACCUCCUUUGGGCUUUUACCAUGUACAGAAUAUCACUGUGGAAGUCACCAAGUCUUUUGUGGAGUACAUCAAAAGCCAGCCCAUUGUUUUUGAGGUGUUCGGCCAUUACCAGAAGCAACCCUUCCCUCCUCUCUGUAAAGACCUAAUCAGUCCUUUACGCCCUACAAGAAGGCAAUUCCCCAGAGUUAUGCCGUUAUCAAAACCAGUGCCUGCCACAAAGCUAAGCACACUGACCCGCUCCACUGCUGGCCCCUGUCACUGCAAAUAUGACCUCAUGGCCUUCUUUGAGAUCUGUGAGCUUGAAGCUAAUGGAGAUUACAUCCCAGCUGUGGUUGAUCACCGAGGUGGAAUGCCAUGUCAGGGAACCUUCUUACUGCAUCAAGGCAUCCAAAGGAGAAUCACAGUGACAAUAGCUCAUGAGACUGGCAAUGAUAUUGAGUGGAAGGAGGUUAAGGAGCUUGUUAUUGGGCGUAUCCGUAACACACCCGAAGGAGACGAGACCAUCAUUGACCCCAACAUCCUGUCCCUCAACAUCCUGUCUGCGGGUUACAUCCGACCCUCUUAUGAUGACAGGACCUUUUACCGUUUUGAGGCAGCGUGGGAUAGCUCCAUGCACAACUCUCUCCUCCUCAACCGUGUCACUCCAUACGGAGAGAAAAUCUACAUCACCCUCUCUGCAUACCUGGAGAUGGAGAAUUGUAUCCAGCCAACGGUUAUCACCAAGGACUUCUGCAUGGUUUUCUACUCUCGUGAUGCUAAGCUGCCUGCGUCCCGCUCCAUUCGUAAUCUCUUCAGCACUGGAGCGCUCAGGCCGUCUGAGAGUAACCGUGUGACAGGAGUAUAUGAACUUUCCCUUUGCCAUUUGGCAGAUGUCGGAAGUCCAGGCAUGCAGAGAAGGCGCAGACGCGUGCUGGACACCUCUGUGGCGUAUGUUCGUGGAGAGGAGAAUCUGGCCGGAUGGAGGCCCCGCAGUGACAGCCUCAUACUGGACCACCAAUGGGAGCUGGAGAAACUAAGCCUUCUACAAGAGGUGGAGAAGACCAGACACUACCUGCUGCUGAGGGAGAAGCUGGAGGCGUCUUUGCUGCUAGGUCAGGACUCUUUUAUUGGCAAAGACCUGAUAGAGUCACCAAAGGCAUCCCACCACAGCCCCACAGCCAACCUCAGUCUGGCCAGCCCCAGCGAGAGGCAGAGGGAGCUGGCUGCCAAGUGCCUGCGACUGCUCAUGCACACCUUCAACAGGCAGUACAGCCAGGUGAGCAGCAGUGCCAGUGAGAGCAAGCUGUCAGAGAUGUCAGCAUCGCUGCUAAGAGACAGUUCGUCCUCUGCUCUGAGUUCUCUAACACCAUCCUCCACCUGUCCGUCGCUGGUGGAUGGUCACUAUGGCAACACGGAUCUCAGGGGCUCAGAGCCCAACUCUGGGGCCUCCAGUCCUGACUUGGACCCUUUUAGCCCAGAGGAAAGAAAAACCAGAGUCUGCACCUUUGUCCCAAAUAUUCAAGAGGUUCGGGUCAGUCCCAUUGUGUCAAAGAAAGGCUACCUGCACUUUCUGGAGCCCCACACCAGUGGCUGGGUGAAACGCUACGUGGUGGUCCGUCGGCCAUAUGUCUACCUGUACCGCAGUGAGAGGGACAGUGUGGAGAGAGCCGUCAUCAACCUGUCCUCUGCCCAGGUGGAGUACAAUGAGGACCAACAGACCUUGCUGAGGACUCCAAAUGCAUUUACGGUGUGCACUGAACAUCGUGGAAUUCUUCUCCAAGCCAGCAAUGACAAAGAGAUGCAUGACUGGCUGUAUGCUUUUAACCCACUGCUGGCUGGAACCAUCAGGUCAAAACUCUCUAGGAGAAAAUCGGGACAGAUGAGGAUGUGACAGGAACGUUGAUUCUUUCGCAUCACUGACAUCCUGAUGAAAAAAAAAAGAAAAAAACGACAAAAACAGGAACAGUUUG